CUGCUAGCAGCAGCAGCAGCGGCAGCGGCGGCAGAAACAGCAGCACCACUGUCACCACCACCAUCAUCACCAUCACCAGACGAGUCGUAUCUCUUUGACGAAUAGUUUAGUCGCGAAAUUACGUGUCUACGAUCUAUUUGCUUUUUGUACCUAAAUACGAAAAAAAAAAGGAAACCAAAGAAAAGAAAAGAAAGAAAGAAGAAUCUAAAAAAAGAAAACUGAAAAAUCCCCGUUCAUAGAAAACAAGAAAAGGAGGAGGAAGAGGAAGAGGAGGAGGAGGAGGAAGAGGAAGAGGAAGAGGAGGAGGAGGAGGAGGAGGAAGAGAACGAGGAGGAGGAAGAGGAAGAGGAAGAGGAGGAGGAAGAGGAAGAGGAGGAGGAGGUGGAGGAGGGAAGAGGACGAGUAAUCAGAACGACGAAAAGGACAAAAGAGACAAAGGAAAACCAAAGAAGAGUAGUAUAGUGUACAAGUGACGGCGACAGAGAGAGAAAGAGAGAGAGAGAGAGAGAAAGCAAGCAAGCAAGAAAGAAAGAAAGAAAGAAAGAAAGAAAGAACGCUUCGUUCGCUCGAUACGAAAAGAAAAACUCGUCUUCUUUCCUCGGCGUGCCUCCUUCGAUAUACGCACGUACACACAUACAUAUAUAACAUACACACACAAUCACGUACACGCAGAAAAUCACACACAUAAGCGUUAUGAACAUGACAGCAGUUGUUGAGCUAUAAGCUCGUUUCUCCUUCCUUCCUUCAUGGUAAAUGGUGCAGUAUAUAUUACGCAAGGUUAACACAGCAGUGUUUUAAACACUUGCUGGAACCACUUGCUGUAUUUGUAAAAAUAUGGAUUCCGAGGAGGAAACGCUCUAUGACGAUGUUGACUCUGGUAACGAGUCCAGCGGGGAUGAUGUGGAUUUUGCUAUGGAAAUAGAAUCUGGAAAUCAACGGGAACGAGCUACCGACAUCGACGAAUAUCCAUUUGAAAUUUUAUCCACAGAAGAAAUUGUACAACACAUGGUUGAUUCUAUAAAAGAGGUCAACACUGUAGUUGAAAUACCUGCAACAACAACGCGUAUUUUGCUAAAUCAUUUUAAGUGGGACAAAGAAAAAUUAAUGGAACGUUUUUAUGACGGAGAUCAGGAAAAAUUAUUUGCAGAAGCACGUGUCAUUAAUCCAUUCAGAAAAGGUCCUGUGAUAAAUAGAAGUUGGUCCUCUCAAAAUUCCUUGUCUAGAAGAACAUCUGCAAAUGGAACAGAAGAAUGUGGAAUUUGUUUUAUGAUUUUACCAUCCUCUAUGAUGACUGGUCUUGAAUGUGGACAUCGUUUUUGCACCGGGUGCUGGGGUGAAUAUCUCACAACCAAAAUAAUGGAAGAAGGUGUCGGACAAACGAUCGCAUGUGCUGCUCAUGCCUGUGACAUUUUAGUUGAUGAUGCUAGUGUUAUGCGACUUGUUAAAGACUCAAAAGUUAAAUUGAAGUAUCAGCACUUGAUAACAAACAGUUUUGUUGAAUGUAAUAGGUUAUUAAGGUGGUGUCCAUCGCCAGAUUGUAAUAACGCUAUCAAAGUCCAGUAUGUUGAAGCAAGACCUGUUACAUGCAAAUGUGGUCACACAUUUUGUUUUCAUUGUGGUGGAGAUUGGCAUGAUCCUGUAAAAUGUCAUUUGUUGCGUAAAUGGAUCAAAAAAUGUGAUGACGAUUCUGAGACCUCUAAUUGGAUCGCAGCAAAUACGAAAGAAUGUCCAAAAUGUAAUGUUACCAUUGAAAAGGAUGGUGGUUGCAAUCAUAUGGUAUGCAGAAAUCAGAACUGUAAAGCUGACUUUUGUUGGGUAUGCCUUGGUCCUUGGGAACCACAUGGAUCUAGCUGGUAUAAUUGUAAUCGAUAUGACGAAGAAGAAGCCAAAGCAGCGCGAGUUGCUCAAGAUCAAUCAAGGUCUGCCUUGCAACGCUAUUUGUUCUAUUGCAAUAGGUAUAUGAAUCACAUGCAGUCCUUAAGGUUUGAGAGCAAGUUAUAUGCUAGUGUAAAAGACAAAAUGGAGGAAAUGCAACAACAUAAUAUGUCCUGGAUUGAGGUACAAUUUUUAAAGAAAGCAGUUGAUAUUUUAUGUUCCUGUAGGCAAACUCUCAUGUAUACUUACGUAUUUGCCUACUAUUUGAGGAAAACCAACCAGUCUGUGAUUUUUGAAGCCAACCAAAAGGAUUUAGAGAGUGCUACAGAAUGCCUCUCUGAAUACCUCGAAAGAGAUAUUACGAGUGAGAACCUUGCCGAUAUUAAACAAAAGGUUCAGGAUAAAUAUAGAUAUUGCGAUAGUCGAAGAAAAGUACUUCUAGAGCAUGUGCACGAAGGUUAUGAAAAGGAAUGGUGGGAUUACGUGGAAUAAGGAGAAGAAUGAAAAAUGCCCAGCUUUUCUUUUUUUUUUUGUCGUGAGAUGUAAACUAAACAAAAAAAAGCCCUCUUCCUUCUCACCUCUGCCCCCAGCUGUGAUAAAUCAAGAAAGCUGAGAAAGAGAGAACAGACAGACAGAAUGUAGUAGAGCAUUGUUGGCAAAGUGAUAUGUACGUGUGUUACAUAUAUUUGAAAACACAAUUAUCAUCAUCUGCGUGGCAACAAUAUCGAUAUAUAUAUAUAUAUAUAUAUAUAUAUAUAUUUAUAUAUAUAUCGAUAUAUAUAUAUAUAUAAUAUGAUACAUAUAUAUCAGAUAUAUAAUAUAUAUAUAUAUAUAUAUAUAUAUAUAUAUAUAUAUAUAUAUAUAUAUAUAUUAUAAAUUUUGAACUUAUUAAAAAUGUGAAUUUUACCAUCAACAACAACCAACAACCAACAACAACAACAACAAGAACAAGAACGACAACAACAACUAUUGAUUGAAUGUAACAUAACUUCGUGAUUGAUUCGUGCUUGCUGUGUAUACUGCACAUGAUUAUUAUACACCAUUAGUUAAUGCGAUAAAUGUGCCUCCGUUACGGCAUUGUAUUCUGAUAUUCAAGCGGACCUUAGAUAUGCACUCAGUUAAAAUUUUUUCAACCGAAGAAGAUUGGUAAAAGUGCAUUAUUAUAUUUAUUAUUAUGUGAUCCAACAAUGCAUAUACAUUAUACAUAUAUUAUUGCGAAAAGAUGAAUUUUUGUGCUUGUGAAAUUUAGAUGACGAUGAUUCUUUCUUCUCUUCGAUAUAUCCUUUUGAUGCUACAUAUAUUAUAUGAUAUCAGAUAAAUGAAUCUUUGCAAGAGAUAAUUUUCUCUAUAUCAUGUUUCUCCAAUCAACUAUCAUUGAAUUGUUUCACGCAAUUUAAACGUUUUAGGAUUACAAAUGAGAAAAGAAGAAGAAGAUGAUGACGAAGAAGAAGAAGAAGAAGAAGAAGAAGAAGAAAGAGAAAAAUAAUGUAGGAAACUUUAAUUAAAUUAAAUUCUUUGGAUGUUACUCGUUUCAGAGUAAUUGUUUGAGAAAAAGAGAGAUAGAAUGAAAGAAGUUUUUUUCAAAUUUUCAUCAUCGUGAUCAUUGAGAAGAUAUUGAUACACGAUGAUAGAGAGAGGGGGGGAGGGUUAGUCAUAUUUCCUCUAUUUCGGACAAUGAUACGUCCAGGCUACAAUUGCCACUCUAAAGUUUAGCUCAAAAUACAACAAUCAUAUCGUCAGUGUUACGAUUAUGAGAAAUACAUUAUAUAUAUGCAUAAUAUAUAUAUAUAUAUAUAUAUAUAUAUAUAUAUAUAUAUGUAUGUAUAUAUAUAUAUGUAUAUAUUAUAUUGUAGAAUUUACAAAAUGGAAUAAGGAAGAAAUAAUAAUGUAAAUCUUUGACGGCCUUUUUUUUCAUUUUGUAAAUUGAAAAUAAUUGUCUUCAACCUAAGAAAUGCGAACGGAUCAUUGUGAACAAUAAAUAGAUAUUUGAGAAUAAUAAUUAUUAUUCAAACUGAUAAACUCUCUUUACUUUUUCUGGCAUUAUCUGAGUAAUAAUAUUGUCGACCAAACGAAAAUGAAAUAUUUUUAUUAUAUGUAUACAUAUAUAUACACACAUAUAUGUAUAUAUAUGCAUAUAUAUAUAUAUAUGUAUACAUAUAUAUAUAUGCAUAUAUAUAUAUAUAUAUGUAUACAUAUAUAUAUAUAUAUAUAUACAUACAAUAAAAAGAGUGUUGGUUUCACGUUAUGAGAGAGAGAGAUUCGUAUAAUCAAAAGGAGAAAGAUACAAAUCUCAUUUUGCUCGUCAUAUCAUAUUAACGACAAAGAGAGAGAGAGGGGGGAGGAAAGACAGAGAGAGAGAGAGAGAGAGAGUAUGUACUAAAGAAGAAUUUAUGAAUUAUAAUAAUAAUAAUAAUAAUAAUAAUAAUAAUAAUAAUAAUAAUAAUAAUAAUAAUAAUAGUAAUAAUAAUAAUAAUAAUAAUAAAUGAUAAAAAAAUAAUAGAAAAUAAAAAUAAAUAAAUAAAUAAAUAAUGACUAUGGGCUUUUUCGUGCCAAAAUGAGUCUGAGAUUAUCUUAUUUACUUUUCAAAAUAAUCUCUAAUGUAUUUUAAUGUUUUGAAUGAUUAUUUGAAAGACGAUACGAUUUGUUAAGAAAUAUUUUUUUUAUCUUUUUUUUUUUACUUUUUUUUUUUCUAAUUAACAAGUUCGGAUUUGAAUUUAUUUAUCUAGAUGGAAAUACAAUAUACGCAUGAAGUGUGUGUGUGUGUGUGUGUGUGUGUGUGUACAUAAAUUUUACAAAUUGUAUAAUUGAUUGAUUGAAAGAUUUGUUCAUCUUUCAAACAGGUAUCGCAUUAAAUGGCAUUAAAAUAUAUUGAAAACAAUUGAAAUGAGAUCAGUAAAUAUAACAAUGUUUUUUUGUAAUACUUUAAGAAAAAAAAACGUCUUUUGAAGUAUUCCAAUAUCCAACAUAAUUGUCCAUGGUAAAAGAACAGAUUUGCUAAGUUUUCAAAAAUGGGGCCAAGUUUUGAGCGUCUUUGUCGUAAAAAAAAAUAAAAAAACGAAAGUAUGUCUUUUGCAUAUUGAAUUAAACAUAAAACAAAGAAAACAAAUACGUCGAGCGAUAGAAAAAUAACGUUGAAACGUUUGAAUGAAUCGUUUUUUGCUCGUUAAAAAAGAAAAAGGAAAAGAAAAAAAUAAGAAGGAACAUUAAUUAACAAUUAAAAAAAUCGCUGAAUGAAACUACUCUAAAGUAAUAUAUCAUUACAGUAAUUUAAAAAGAGUUUAUAACACGUUCGCUGUGUAGACGACUUUUAGUCGCUUAAUUUAUUUCUUGCUUGCGUACAAUUUAUGACUUCAGUCGUUUAGAAGGAGUCUUGUUAUAUUAGCUCGGUAUUUACUUGUUAAGAAUAUAAUAUUUUCAGGUAAAAGCUAAAACCUUUAACUAUAAAUAAUGCAAAAAAAAAAUUCCAAGUUCUUAAAAGAAAAAAAAGAAGUUCUUAACUUCUUUUUUAUCUAUCUGUAAUCUGUUUUCUCAAAAGUGAAUAUUUAAAAAAUGAAAAUAAUUGAUAUUGUACUUAUAUAAUAGUUCUAAAGUAAAAUUAAUAAUACACCUUAAAUAUUCAGGAUUCUACAAAGUAUCUAUAUUUCCUUAAUCGAUUCGGUUUUUAAAAAUUUUCUUAGAGAAACGACUCUGAUCUCACCCCUAUAAUGAGUAUUAGAAAGAAAUUUCAUUCAGUUAUAACAAAUAUUCAGGAUAAAUGAAGAUUUUUAUAUUAAAAGUAUUGUUUGUAAAAAUUUUAUUAAUUUUUCAUAGAUUGGUAAUAAUAUUUUAUCUUCAAUUUCAAUGGUAGCGAACGUGUGUGUGUGUGUAUGUGUGUGCGCGCGCGCGUGCGUGUGUGUUAAAGUAGAAUCUUUAUUUUAUUCACAGUAACAAACGAGCUCUCUCUUCACUGUGUUUAUGUGCUCUAUAAUACUAAUUAUAUUAUAUACUAUGUAAUAUUUACUUGGAUAAAUUAAUAUACAAAACAAACAUACACACAGAUACAUAUACAGAAGAGACCAGUUGGGUAAUUUUUAUAUAUAUAUAUAUAUAUAUAUAUAUAUAUAAGAGGCAAAGCAAACACAUACACGACUUAUUGGAUAAUUUAUACACAAGGGAUGAAACGAACACUCCCUUACAUACACAUACACAGAAAGAAAACUUGCAAUAGUUUUAUCCAAAUAUCUUUAUCGAUACAAAUUGUGCAAAGCCAAACAUAUUUUUGACAGAAAAAAUGAAGAUGAAGUAUAAUCUUGAAUAGCUGAUUUAAAAAAAAAAGGAAAAACACCUUGGUAUAUUUAUUGUCUAUCUAAUAUAUUAGACAGUAUUUAUGUAUGUAAUACUGACGAUAUGUUGCGAUCAUCGUUAGUCAAAUAUUUGAAGUUAAUGAACGUGUGAUUCAAUGAUCACUUAUUGUCGAUAUAUAAUAAUAAUUAUAAUAAUAAUAAUAAAUAUAAUAAUAAUAAUAAUAAUAACAAUAACAAUAAUAAUAAUAAAUUAAUUAAUAUUAUUAAUAAUCAGAGGAAACGUGAAAAGAGAGUAGUUCCAAUCUGUACAGUUACAUAUACAUAGUUGUAUUCACGUAUAAAUGCAUAAACAACACACAUCCUUAUAUGUAGUUAUAUUGUCAAUAAUUAGCAGAAUUAAAUUAAAAUAGAAACUUUUGAAGAUUUAUUAAAAAAAAAAAAAAAAAAAAAGAACAAAUAAACAAAUACAAGGAACAAACAAGAAAAUAAAGAAAGAGGAAGGAGAAGAUUGUUAAUUCUUGCUAUAAUGCAUUUUAAAAAACGGAGAGAGUGAGAGAGAGAGAGAGAGAGAGAGAGAGAAAAUAAAAAAGAAAAAAACAAAAAAACAAUGAUGAAACGAUUCAAUUGUUUUCUGUACAGUUAUGAAAUUUAAUUAGAACUAAGGUAAUAAUUAAUCGUGAUGUAAAUUAACAGAACAAUUAUUUCAUAGUACGUGUUUUUUAUAUUCUUCGAUUUAUUCUCCACAUUUACGUGUAUUACACACAUCCGCGAAUAUUACUUCCUUCCAGUCUGGCUUAAUAUAUAGACAGAGAGUGAGAGAGAGAAUGAAAGAGAAAGAGUGUGUGUGCGCGUGAGAGGGAGAGAGAGAGAAAAAGAGAGAGAGAGAGAUCAAAU
Molecule: messenger RNA, 7052 nt
Organism: Vespa velutina
Lineage: Eukaryota; Metazoa; Arthropoda; Insecta; Hymenoptera; Vespidae
Gene: ari-1
Product: E3 ubiquitin-protein ligase arih1
Exons: 8
Coding region: 835-2367 (510 amino acids)
Biological process (GO): ubiquitin-dependent protein catabolic process; protein polyubiquitination; positive regulation of proteasomal ubiquitin-dependent protein catabolic process
Cellular component (GO): cytoplasm; nucleus; ubiquitin ligase complex
Molecular function (GO): ubiquitin conjugating enzyme binding; ubiquitin protein ligase activity; zinc ion binding
Source: RefSeq, a predicted model, not a curated record